Messenger RNA from Dreissena polymorpha, 737 nucleotides. RefSeq lists its product as uncharacterized. The transcript is spliced from 4 exons. The record is from RefSeq and is a predicted model, not a curated record. Lineage: Eukaryota; Metazoa; Mollusca; Bivalvia; Myida; Dreissenidae. Bases 17 to 559 code for a protein of 180 amino acids.
GCAAUCAAUUUUUCUAAUGACUAGAAACAGCUUUAGUCCUAAAGCUUUUGGAGUGUUGCAAAAUGUUGGCGGAAGAAGAGGAAAUUCCAUUUUCACCGCCUCUAUUACUAUUCCGGACGAGCCGUUAAUGGUUGCAAUACAAGGACAAGACAAAUCAUCCCCAACAAAACAUACAUUUCGAAGACUGAACCCAAUCCUCAUUACACCUGUCACCUUACGAUUGUUCAUACCACCGCUCACAGGGGUGACACUGUGGGCCAACGAAACGUUAGACAUUCCAUUCACGGUACAGAACGCUGGUGCCGUUGAUCAGGAUAUCGACGUGAGAAUUGAGGACGAUCAGGACUUUGCUUUGGAGCCGAAAAUUUACAGCUUUUCUAUACAACCUGGUAUGAGCGCGACCAAACAUUUCAUCAUAAAGGGCGGACUGAAAGCUGGUGUAACCACCACGGUGACUAUCAAUGCCAAGCCUUUUGUAUUGGGUUCAACAUCGUUCCAGUCUGGACAGUUUGACAUCCGCAGAUUGACAGUAAUGGAACACGCAGUGGAAGGCGCAUGAUGACUUUGGUGAAAACUUGCUUUCCAGACUUACUAACUUGCUGUGAAGACAAGUUGAUGUCUUAAUGUCUUGUAGGCAGUAACUAAGAACAGUAAAAGUCUUAUGUUUAUGUUGCCGUAUGUUUUCUUAUUGACCAAUCAGAAUUGACGAAUAAAGAGCGUGAUCAAAAAAUGCAAAA